Messenger RNA from Sordaria macrospora k-hell, 2079 nucleotides. RefSeq lists its product as uncharacterized. Lineage: Eukaryota; Fungi; Ascomycota; Sordariomycetes; Sordariales; Sordariaceae. The record is from RefSeq and is a predicted model, not a curated record.
AUGCCUUUUCUCCCCUUCUCCUCCCCCAUCCCCGAGGAAGGGUGGCACGUAGGCCACAUAACCUCAGACUACAGCGAGCGCAACGAAGCCGUAGAGCAGCAAAUGCUCCACGGCGGCGCACCCAACGGCGCACCCAACGGCGGCGGCAACAAUCGGCAUGAGUACCACCUCGAGCCCGCGUCCCCCUCCGCAGCCGAUUACUACCCGAUGCUGGACGUCGUUGUUGAGCAAGAAGAAGGGCAACAAGAAGAGAUACGCUACGAGAUGCACUCAGGUGACCAAGAAUUCCAAGACUGCCGCGGGGAAGACACCUCCAAAGAAGUGGAACAGGAGUUCCCCCAUCAUCACCUGACAUAUGUCUGCUACCCCAUGCGGGCGCCGGAUAGACUCCGUCGGGGGCGUAACGAUGCGGCGGGGGACGGCGGGGGGCUGGGCACUAACAAGUUCCUUCGACCUCCGGUGCCUGGGCGGGAGGGAAUCGACGAGGACUUCCCGGAUGGGUUAAAGCUGAUUUUCGUCAGCUGGCUCAAGAAAUACGACCACGACGGAUGGUCCGAGCAACUGCUGCGUAAUCCGGCGUUGUUGCUGCCCAGCCGCGUGCGGACUGCGCACGAGGGAGAUGUGCCGGGCGAACUCGCGUUUUGCGAUCUUCCGGGCCCCGAAACGCUGCAGUUCCGGUUCUUGUUCAGCCCGCACCUGACGAGUCUGCCGCAGACGCACGCGUUCCAGCUGAACGGCUGGCCCGGAGAGAACGUGACGCAUUUCGGCAAGUACUACAAUGGGCAGACUGUGGAGAAGUUCAUUGAUAUGUACAAGACUGCCCAGGAACCGAUCCCGGAGGCCAUGAUUUGGCAUGUCAUUGCGCAGGUUGGACGGGCGUUCAAGUUUAUUCAUACGGGAAGGACGAUGCCGGAUAAGACGCAGCCGAGGGGGUCCGUCAGGGGACCGCCGAACGAGGGAGAGGAGGAGAGGGAGUGGAUCGACAAAGAGGAGGAGAGGGCGGCGAACUGGACGCCCACUGCGCAUUACGAUGCGCAUGCGGCCAAUGUUUGGCUGCAUUUCGUGACGCAGUAUGAGAGGGAUCACGAUGGGGAUCGGUGUCUGGAGCACUUUGAUGAUUGUUUUCCGCAGGUCAUCUUGGGAGAUUUUGGCCUGGCGGUGAAUGAGAACAGUCGUGCCGGUCACAUAUGGUUCGGCAUGAACGAUUGUCCAAAUUUGCCCGACAGGGAAACGUGGAAGGAUAAGGCCGAGUUUGGCCUGAUGCUGCAUCAUUUGCUCCUGGCCGGCCGCAAGGAUGUGCCCAAGUUUACCACAGGAGCAAUCCCGGAGAACUGGGCUGAGCAUUUUGGUGGGUGGCUGCGUGAUCAUUACUCGUGGGAGCUGAUUGACGUGGUCAAGCGGUUUAGUUACCUAGCGAGAUUGGCCGACCGAGGCCGAAUGGCAGAGAUCGGGUUCCAUAACGUGAUGAGACCGGAAUACGAGAGGUGGCAAGACGGGUGGACGUUCGAUCUGGCGCCUUGUAAUGACUGGUUCCAUAACUCCAUGAUCGAUCUGGCUGAUCGGGAGGUGGACAAACGGCGUGAGUCCCGGGAGGGCGUCGACAGCGUGAGGUGGGCAACGGGGCAGCGGAUGAGCAACAUGCCGUACCAGGUCCCGAACAGAACCAAGUAUAGCCAAAAGAUGCGUCGUCUCAAUCCCGAAAACUCUGAGGGCGCCAUUCAAGUGUUCGCUGUUCCGGUAGACGGUAAAGAGACACUGCGCAGCAAGGCGAGGACUAUCUACAACCGUAAACUCCGAAGACCCAUCACUGGGGCCUUCUACCGUCACCCGCCUGACCCGCCUGACCGUGUCGACAAGGAUAAGCUGUGGGUGAGCAAGACGUACAGGUUAGAAAGAAUCCGGUACCGCAAACACCAGGCCAUCAGAAUCGAAUCCGAUCUCAAGAAGAAUCAGUUUACCCCGCCGCCGACUCCUCGUGAGGUUGAAGACGUAGAGAUGAGAAUGUUUGAAGACCCGUGGGAGUCUCGGAUGCUGCGAUGGGACAGCGAUGACGAGGACGAGGACAAGGAAGAGGAAUAA